ACCUAUCUCGACAUUAUUCGACAACUUACCCACUCAACCCAUGAGAAUAAAAUCAACCCUUCACGAGACACCCAUUCCUGUCUCUUGACUUUACAGUCCCAAUUGAGGGAAAUGGAACUAUCCAAAUCAGCCUAUCUUUUGAAACGAAGGAAGGGAAAAUACUUUACACAAGGUAAUGGGGCAGGGGCUACCCUGGCAUCUAAACUGAAAGAAUGGCUCACUAAUGCUAAAAUAGCCUUUCUGCAUGACAGCGUGCAAGGGAAAAAAAUACUGGACCCUCAAAACAUAGCGAACGAGUUUGCAUCUUACUACAGCACACUAUAUAACCUUUCUGGAGAUCCAAACCUCCAGCAUCCCUUAACCCAACACAUCGAUCAAUUUCUAGAAA
Molecule: messenger RNA, 388 nt
Organism: Pelobates cultripes (western spadefoot toad)
Lineage: Eukaryota; Metazoa; Chordata; Amphibia; Anura; Pelobatidae
Source: the annotation of a GenBank genome assembly